Molecule: messenger RNA, 3058 nt
Organism: Ictalurus furcatus (blue catfish)
Lineage: Eukaryota; Metazoa; Chordata; Actinopteri; Siluriformes; Ictaluridae
Gene: afap1l2
Product: actin filament associated protein 1-like 2
Exons: 19
Coding region: 251-2863 (870 amino acids)
Biological process (GO): inflammatory response; regulation of mitotic cell cycle; positive regulation of interleukin-8 production
Cellular component (GO): cytosol
Molecular function (GO): SH2 domain binding; SH3 domain binding
Source: RefSeq, a predicted model, not a curated record
CAGAAGGAGAAGUGACUCUGUGAUUGAUGGUGAGAGAGAGAGAGAGAGAGAGAGACAGAGAGAGAGAGACUAAUCGGGUGCGGGUGACUGUGUGAGAGUGAGUGUGUGAGAGUGUGUGUGUGUGUGUGAGUGUGUGAGUGUUUAUGUCGAGUUUCCCUCUCCUUCAUCUUUUAUCACAGAGCUUUGACUCGCUUUACUCGGCUCCAGCGACUCUGCGAGCUCCGGAGUGUCCAUCUCCGCCUCUACAAUCAUGGACAAGCACAAAGUGUUGGAGCAGCUAUUGGAGGAACUGCAGCGUUUCCUGAAGCUCCUGGAUGGAGAGAACCUGAGUGGAAAUGCCACUGUGCAGAAGAGCCUGCUUACCGACCUGCUGCACUCAUACACAUCUUCGGAUGGUGAGGAUGAAGAGUAUAUCUAUAUGAACAAGGUCCUUGUCAUUGGACAGAACAAAGACAAAAGAGACAAAGAUCACAGAGCAGAAACAGAGGCCAAUGAAAGUGCAGGAAAGCAUGUCUGUGCACCACAGAAGAGUCUUCCAGAGCUUCCUCCACCCAGAACACCCAUAGGAAGGAGGGAGCCAUUUUCUCUCCCACCAGCUCCAGCACCAGCAUGUAUGGAUUCUCCAGAGAGUUAUUAUGAGGAGGCUCAGCCGUAUGAUUCAGCCAUCAAUGAUGAUGGUGAUGCAGUGAGCAGCUCAUAUGAGUCCUAUGAUGAGGAGGAAGUGCCAAAAGGCAAAUCUGCAGCACAGCACCAGUGGCCAUCCACAGAGGCUUCUAUUGAGCUAAUGAAGGAUGCAAGGAUUUGUGCUUUCCUCUGGAGGAAGAAGUGGCUGGGCCAGUGGGCCAAACAGCUUUGUGUCAUCCGAGAAAAUCGUCUCCUUUGUUACAAGAGCUCAAAAGACCAGACCCCACUGUUGGACGUCAGUCUAAUGGGCUGCAGCGUCAUUUUCAAAGAAAAGCAGCCUAAGAGGAAAGAACACAAGCUGAAGAUCAUCCCCCAGGGUGGUGAGGCCAUUGUGCUGGGCCUGCAGAGCAAAGAGCAGGCUGAACAGUGGCUGAAGGUCAUCCAGGAGAUCAGUCCCAAAUCUACAGAGGGCUCUGAUGUCUCCGAUUCGCCAAGACUCAUCUGUACUAAGACUGAGCUUGGUGAGAGGUACUCCGUGGCAUCAGAGAGUGGCAGCAGCACAGACAGCCAUGUUGAGAACGUUGAGACUAAAGAUGUUAAGAAGAAAUCCGGUGCUGGCCUGAGGCUAAGCAAUCUGAUGAACAUUGGGAAAAAAAAGAUUUCGUCUUUAGAGGGUCCUGAGAAGUGUGUGGAUACAUCAGGCUAUCUGAAUGUCUUGGUGAACAGCCAGUGGCGGACACGCUGGUGUCUGAUAAAGAAUGGUAAGCUUUGGUUCUACCAGGAUAAGGGCAAGUCUAAGGUUGCCCAGCAGCCUGUGGCUCUGGAGGGGUGUAUGGUGCUACCUGACCCCAGCCCAGAACGCCUCUACUCAUUUCGCAUACAGAUGGCUGGAGAGGAGCUUGCUAUCCUUGAGGCUAAAUCAUCUGCUGACAUGGGCCAUUGGCUGGGACUCUUACUCUCACAGACAGGAACCAAAACUGACCCAGAGGACCUCACCUAUGACUAUGUAAACUCUGACAGAAUAUCCAGUAUAGUCAACGCAGCCAAGACCUCCAUGUACUUAAUGCAGAGGAGAUAUUCAGAGCAAAACAUGUACACCGAAAGUCUCCCAACAAACAACAAUGACUCUGAUGACAUAUACGAUGAUGUGGCCUCCAUAGAGAAUGAACAGGAGGAGAGUCAAGAUGGCAACACUGAGAUGGUGAUUAAUCCGGAACAGGAUGGGAAGGACAGGGUAUAUCUGGAUCUGAUCCCUGUCCGCUCCUUCCUCCACACAAAUUCAGGCCAAGUGUCCCCCCAUUCAUCCCCUACAACAAGGAAAGAGCUCAAUCCAGCCCCACCUCCAAGUAAUAGGCAACAUGACCUUGGCAGUUGGGAAGGUGUAUCUGCAGAAUCUGAGUAUGAAGCCUUAUUACCUACAUCCAAAGAAUAUCCUGAUCCUCCAACCGUUCCCCCAAGAUUGGAUGUGGACAACAGCAUUUCCCCAAGUCCUCCUGUUCAGCCCCAACCACAGAACCAGACCCAGCAAGACCAACCCCAUUCCCAGCGGUUCAGCCUCCCAGGUAAGGAAGGCCAGAAGGGCUCUUCCUUACCUUCCUCACCUCACAAUCAGCUCCUUACAGCUUCCAACACACCCAACAGUCCCCCAGCCUCAAGAGUACGGGCUGCAAGUACUGACAGGGCCCUUGACAGACUGAAGUCAUCUGCAGCAGUGUGCUCAGGGUCAAUCGAGGUGAAGCUGGGGAAGAACCGAACGGAGGCUGACGUGCGACGCUUCACAGAUGAGAAAGACCGGCUGGAGCGAGAGAGGGAGGAGGUCAAGACCACACUGGCCUCACUGAGGAAGGAGAGACGGGAAGCAAAAGAGGAGCUGAGUUCAUGUCAAGAUCCUUCUAAACAAACUACUCUGGAGGCAUGUCUGAAGCAGAAGGAGGAGGCAUGCCGUGAGGCAGAACAAAGGAGAGUGGAGGUGGAGCUCAGGCUGAUGGAGGUAAAGGAGAGCUUGAGGAAGGUGGAGGCUGGACCCUUUACUCUGGGCACCACAGUGGACAGCAGCCUACUGGAGUUACCAGCGCCCAAGGUCACCCCUCCUGCCCCCUCCGCUCCAAUCAACAACAGCGACUUCUCACCUGUUAACUCAGCAACGACCCUGAAAAACAGGCCCCUAUCCAUCAUGGCACCCAGCAAAGGAAAUGUACUGCAGAAAGCCAAGGAAUGGGAGAAGAAGUCAACAAACUAGGCAUGAGAAUGAAGAAAACAAGAGCAAUGUGACAAUGACGACAACCUGGGAACUAUGCAAAGCCUUUGCAGGCUUCAAGGUCUUCUUUGGCCAUGGCUUUUGGCAGGAAGUGAAAGCAGCUUUUUUUUGGACCAUGUACUCAUUCCUUCUCAGCGCUCAUUCGCUACUUCCUAAUCCCACUUCUCCUCCAGUGAA